Messenger RNA from Labeo rohita (rohu), 2968 nucleotides. RefSeq names its product synaptotagmin VIa (gene syt6a). Gene Ontology annotation, molecular function: clathrin binding; syntaxin binding; calcium-dependent phospholipid binding. Lineage: Eukaryota; Metazoa; Chordata; Actinopteri; Cypriniformes; Cyprinidae. The record is from RefSeq and is a predicted model, not a curated record. The coding region runs from base 1 to 1617 and encodes 538 amino acids. Gene Ontology annotation, biological process: calcium-ion regulated exocytosis; regulation of dopamine secretion; regulation of calcium ion-dependent exocytosis. Gene Ontology annotation, cellular component: membrane. The transcript is spliced from 7 exons.
AUGACUGCUGCCGGAAAGGGGCAUGACAUGAUCUGUCAGAAGGCAGUGUCUCUCAUAGUUGACCUCUGUACGCAGGACAGCCCGCGGCUGGACCACAACACCUGUGAGGAGUUCCUCUUUCUCAUCUCCAAUCAAGAGUACAACCACAAGGAUUCUGACAUCACUGUUGGCCUUCCCAUCGGUGUGAUAAUCGCGUGUGGCUUGGCGCUGCUGUUGCUUGCUGCAUUCGUCUCCUGGAAGCUGUGCUGGGUCCCUUGGAGGAACAAAGCCCUCUCGUCGAGUUCUGCGGCCCUCGCUCCUGACGACUGCCCCUCAUUUCAUUUACCGUCUUUUCUGCCCAGUCCUCAGCCGUCUGAGGUCACUAUGGCGACUGAGAAGGAAAAGUAUCCUAUGGCGUCGAUGGGCUUCCUGGAGGCAGCUGUUAAAAUAAGUCACACCUCUCCCGACAUCCCUGCCGAGGUGCAGCUCUCCAUGAGGGAGCACUUCUUGCGCCGUACGCAACGCAUGCAAAGACAGACCACAGAGCCAGCGUCAUCCACCAGGCAUAGUUCCUUCAAACGUCACCUUCCCCGUCAAAUGCAGGUAGGGAGUCUGGACCUGGGAGAUGACUAUGAUGUGGAUGAGCAGCCAACCAGCAUUGGCCGUAUCAAGCCUGAACUCUACAAGCAAAUGACCACAGAAAACGACGAAUCCGGCAAUAGCAAAGGUGGCAAAAACUGUGGCAAGAUCAACUUUUCUCUCCGCUAUGACUAUGAGAACGAGAUGAUACUUGUCAAGAUACUCAAGGCAUUUGAUCUACCGGCCAAAGAUCUUUGCGGCAGCUCUGACCCAUACGUCAAGAUCUACCUGCUGCCAGAUCGGAAACAGAAGUUUCAGACACGAGUGCAUCGUAAAACUCUCAACCCCACGUUUGACGAGUCCUUCCAGUUUCCAGUACCCUACGACGAGCUUCCCGUGAGGAAGCUCCAUCUCAGUGUUUUCGACUUCGACAGGUUCUCACGGCACGACAUGAUUGGGGAGGUCAUACUGGACAAUCUGUUUGAAGUGUCUGAUCUCUCAAGGGAAACCUCCAUCUGGAAAGACAUUCAGUAUGCUACCUCAGAGAGCGUGGAUCUUGGGGAGAUCAUGUUCUCACUCUGCUAUCUACCUACGGCAGGCAGAUUAACACUAACUGUCAUCAAAUGCAGGAACCUCAAGGCAAUGGACAUUACAGGAUAUUCAGAUCCCUAUGUGAAAGUCUCCCUCAUUUGUGAUGGAAGACGACUGAAAAAGAAGAAGACCACAACAAAGAAAAACACUCUGAAUCCCACUUAUAAUGAGGCCAUUAUUUUUGACAUCCCUCCCGAGAGCAUGGACCAAGUCAGCUUGCACAUCUCGGUCAUGGACUAUGACCUAGUGGGACACAAUGAAAUAAUUGGUGUAUGCCGUUUGGGCUGUGGCGCUGAAGGUUUAGGUAGAGACCACUGGAAUGAAAUGCUCGCGUACCCCCGUAAGCCAAUUGCACACUGGCACCCCCUGCUGGAACCUAAGAAAUCAGAAAAAGAGUGGAAAGCUAGAACGGCCAGUUUUGACAGUCAGGGGUCCUGUCCCUCUCCCAAACCUCCUGCCAGCCCUUGAUUAGAGCCAUAUGUAAAACUACAGGCUUGGCAUCCUCCGUUUGUCACUCAAAUGAAAACGAGAGCCCUGUUAUUUCCAUUUUCUCCUAUGGGUUGUUUUAGAUGGUUCCCAAACACUGAUCUAAGAUCCUGCUGUCUUUGCCCUGAUGUUCCUCAUGUUCAAGUACGAUCCUCAGUCAAUUCUUGGGAGUGUUGUUCAAACCUCUAUACCUAGAAUACUCUACAAAGCCAACGUUGUGUUCCUAGAAUAGCUUGGUAUCGUCAAAGGAGAUGUUUCUUUCCAAAAUGAAUUUUCCUGAAGCAUUUGAAAUCCGACGCGUUCUGCAAGCGGACUACAUGCAAACAGAAUUUUCCAUACUGCAAGGCUCUUUGUAGAUGGCUCUGUUCAGAUCUUAAGACUUUGAAAGUAGGAUCAUCUACUGGAAGUCCUAAGAAUGAAGUCAGAGAGGAUGAUAUAUGAAAUAUUGAGGGACAGAACAAUGUCAGUGAAAUGGAUUUGUCAUGUGCUGAAUACUAAAAACAAAAUGUUUUCUCUGUCAAAUCCUUGUAUGAAACCUGUGUGAAGGUAUACGUUUUAUGAAAAAUAUUUAAAUAUUUAUCAAUUUAUAGAUGUUGUAUAAAUGUUAUGUGUAAAAAGAGUCUAAAUUUAUCAGAGCACAACAAUUUUUUCCUAUCCAUGAAUCUUUUGCCAAAACAAAGACAGUUUACAUGUAAAGAAGUUCCUGUUCACACACAAAAACACUUCACAUGUAGCUGAAUAGAUUUAUGUGAUUACAUUAAUAUUCAUCGGCAAGACCUGGAGUACAAAAGUGGGCAUUUAAGGUUAGAGUGCUGAAAUAUUCAUAGAGGUCUGAUUUGAUUUCUGUGGGUUUUAUUCACUUUGUUAUAACAGCAUUUAAAGAGGUACAGAAGCGGUUCUGUAUCUUCGUAGCACUGCUUUUAAUAGCAAUUCAGUUCCUGCUGUUUCAAUCUAAUGUUGACAUUUCAUUCAUUUUUUGACAUGUAAUUUCAUUGUGAGUUAAAUUGGACUGUCAAAGUUUUCGGUUUUUUGACAUAUUGUCUGGGAAAAUGUCUUGAGUAAACAAUUUAUCAAAUAUAUUCAUAUUAUGUACUGUAUAAAAGAGCAGGGUUAACAUUACAGCAUAAAAUGAUAAGAAAGUAACGAACAUUUGUCUUCAGAUUAAUAUUUUUAUUUGCUUUUUAUAAUUAUGUGUAGAAAAGAAGGGAUAUUUGAAACUAUGUGAAUUAAAUGUCUGUAUAUCCAAACAGUUUAAUAUAUAACUGUCAACUGCUCAGUUUUUGUGAAUUAAAAAAAAACAAAAAAAAAAAACUGUAAAGCCAUGUUGCCCAAA